This is a messenger RNA of Coregonus sp. 'balchen', 8110 nucleotides long. The record is from the annotation of a GenBank genome assembly. Lineage: Eukaryota; Metazoa; Chordata; Actinopteri; Salmoniformes; Salmonidae.
GCGAAGCGAGCGGUUCAGAGGGGAGCGACAGCUGUCAUCUUUGACGUGUCCGAAAACCCUGAUGCCAUCGAUCAGGUCAGUACACACACACACACACACACACACACACACACACACACACACACACACAGUUUCAACACACACGGCACUCACAUCCAAAGUCUCCACUUAUUCAAUGAAGGAGGCAAUGAAGGAAACAAUGAAGGAAACAGAGUAGCUAAGCUAACAUGCUACUGCUACAAACAGAUUCCUCUCCAUUCAAACACCAAAUUCGUCUUCUCUUUUCAAAGACCUUCUGUCCUAACAGAUCACUGUCAACUGACUGAGACAUGCCCUGCUAUGACAAGCAGGUUGUGUGUUUGCCCAACAAUAGACUUUCUUUCUUUCUUUCUUUCUGGUCAAACCCAUGUUGAUGAAGCAGGCUCAUUCAGCUAUUAGAGGCUUCGGGUCGAGCCUAAGGACCCGUUCCAAAUUGCACUCUAUUCCCUAUAUAUUGCAUAGGGCUCUGGUCAAAAGUAGUGCACUAUAUAGGGAACAUGGUGCCAUUUAGGAUGUAUGCUGAGUAUUACCCUGCCUGCCUAAAGAGCGAGAGAGAGAGAGAAUUGAUAUUCAGUUUUUUACUCCGUGCUCUGUUGAGCUCAUCAAAUCAAUCGAUCACAUUUUAUUUAUAAAGCCCUUUUUACAUCAGCAGAUGUGUGUGCUAUACAGAAACCCAGCCUAAAACCCCAAACAGCAAGCAAUGCAGAUGUAGAAGCACGGUGGCUAGGAAAAACUCCCUAGAAAGGCAGAAACCUAGAGAGGAACCAGGCUCUGAGGGGUGGCCAGUCCCCUUCUGGCUGUGCCUGGUGGAUAUUAUAACAGCAAAUGGCCAUUAAGGCCAGAUCUUUCUCCAAGAUGUUCAAACAUUCAUAGGUGACCAGCAGGGUCAAAUAAUAAUCACAGUGGUUGUAGAGGUUGCAACAGGUCAGUGCAUCAGGAGUAAAUGUCACUUGGCUUUUCAUAGCCAGGCAUUUAGAGGUUGAAAUAGCAGGUGCGGUAGAGAGAGAGAGAGUUGAAAACAGCAGGUCUGGGACAAGGUAUCAUGUCAGGUGAACAGGUCAGGGCUCCAUAGCUGCAGGCAGAAGAGUUGAAACUAGAGCAGCAGCAUGACCAGGUGGACUGGGGACAGCCAGGAGUCAUCAGGCCAGGUAGUCCUGAGGCAUGGUCCUAGGGCUCAGGUCCUCUGGGAGGGGAGGGAGAGCGGGAGAGAGAGAGAGAGAAUUAGAGGGAGCAUACUUAAAGUCACACUGGACACUGGAUAAGACAGGAGAAUAACACCAGAUAUAACAAAUUGACCCUAGCCCCCCGGCACAUAGACUAUUGCAGCAUAGAUACUGGAGGCUGAGACAGAGGGGGGGGGGGGGGGGGGUCGGAGACACUGUGGCUCAUAAUUGCACAGGUAGUUUAGAGCUGCUACUGCACACCAACAUAUUACCUCAUCCCCUGGUACCCCUGAAUAAUCUGAGUCUCUCUCGCUUUUGUCUCUUUCUCUCUCGUCUGACUCUCUUUUUUUCUCUUCUCUCUCUGAUUUUCUCUCUCUACUUCUCUCUCCCUCGCUCUCUCUCUCUCUCUCCCUCCAUUCUACCUGAGCUAGUUCCUGUUUCUUUGUUGUCGGCUGGUGAGCUCCCUGCCUGCCUGUAAUACAGAAGUCUCUCCUCUAGCCUCCACUGGUGCAGCGUAGGUAGCAGCUUUGUCAGAGAGAAUAAUUCUCCUGUGGUAUUCAGCCAGGCCAACAGCACCAGGCCCGGACAUGCAGAUUUCUCUGUGUUGAGGCCUCCAGGCUGUAGGCAACAACAGCAGUGUAGCAGAGACCCACAGAGAUGAAAGGCUUGAGAAGGGACCACAUGAAAGGCAGUGUGGCCCGCAGGGUUAAAUUCCCCUAAGAGGGUUUCCAGUCGCAGCCGCCCAAUCGGUACAGACACGACCCACAAGGCCGAGGGGCAGGGAGGAGGAGUUAGAGAGUUAAUGUCCUACGGGUGAAAUUAGGAGGGAGAGAGAGGGUUAUGAAGUUAAUGUUUUUUUACCUCUUUCUUGAAAAAAAAAUUAUUGUCAUUUACAUGAUCUACUAAGUUUACGGCUUUUACGAAGCCUUUAAUUUAAUGCUGAGUUAAACGUGAUUUUGAUAAUAGAGAAGCACUUUAAGUUCAAUUUGACUUCGAGUGGUUGAGUAUCUCAUCUUUCAAAUUCACUUUGUUCUUCAAUUCAAGCACAUGCAGCAUAACUUUGCUAGCAGUGUUGGCACUUUUGAGAGCCUAGUCUAGAUUGACUUUGUAGAUUGCAGGGUGAGAAGAACACAAGCAGAGGAAGGUAUGUGAAAUUGCCAUUUGCCAUUCGCUAUACUGUAACCAGUGAGAGCAUAUUUCACUUGGUAACAUGACAACAGGGGAAGAAAUUGAAAAGUGAAUAUCCCUGGUAUUUCCCCUGGCCUUUCUAAAUUACAGACGAGAGGACAUGGAGGGAGGGAGGCUGACAGAUUGGAGAGACUAGAGAGAGCAGGGGGAGGGAGGGAGGCUGACAGACGAGGGAGGGAGGCUGACAGACUAAAACAGGGGUGUCAAACUCAUUCCAGAAGGCCUAGUGUCUGCGGUUUUGGGUUUUUCCUUUCAAUUAAGACCUAAACAACCAGGUGUGGGGAGUUCUUUACAAAUUAGGGACCUUAAUUCAUUAAUCAAGUACAAGGGAGGACCGAAAACCUGCAGACACUCGGCCCUCCGUGGAAUGAGUUUGACACGUGGACUAAAGAGAGAGGAGCUCAGUGGAGGAGGCAGUCCACAGUUUCCACAUCUCUCUCUCUCUCCUACAGGUUAUUUUCUCAGUGGGAAAUAAAAUGAGAGAUUAUGUUGAUGAUAGGACAUGGUUCUUAUUCUUAAUUUACAAUACUGAAGGUCGAUGUGGUGUGGGCCAAAUGUGGAAGCUGGCCGUGUCUGUGUUCUCCUACAUAGCUGACCUGUUGUGUGUGUGUGUUCUCCUGUAUAGCUGACCUGUUGUGUGUUCUCCUUUCCUGCAGUUGAACCAGGUAGCGGAGGACCCUCUGAAGAGGCCGGUGGUUUAUGUGAAGGGGGCCGAUGCUGUUAAGCUGAUGAACAUAGUCAACAAGCAGAAAGUGGCCCGUGCCAGGAUCCAGCACAGACCACCAAGGGUAAGAGCCAGACGAGCCAAACCAGAACUUCUGGGAAAAUACUAGUUGUGUGUGUGUGUGUGUGUGUGUGUGUGUGUGUGUGUACGCGCACAGCUGCAAGUGAAUGGACUAGCCAAACCAUAUUUUGAUCAUAACUCUCAUUUAAACCCUACACACUUCACAAAGCACUAUACUGAGUCUCACAGCUAACAGUUACAGACAUGGGAAGACAUUCUUCUAGAGAAAUCUGAGUCUCUCUCUCUCUCUCUCUCUCUCUCUCUCUCUCUCUCUCUCUCUCUCUCUCUCUCUCUCUCUCUCUCUAUUCUUCGAUAUAUCACAACAAUUUCACACAGUCAAUUUAUCAAUGGAUGGUGCCAGGGGUGCAUCUAUGCCCAGUUCUAUGCUUCAAUGCCUGUGUGCCUGCACGUGUGAGAUGUCUGCCUUUGGUGGAAUAGACAUCAUUUAACAAACCCUUAUCCCUCUGUCUCCCUCCCUGCAGCAGCCUACAGAGUACUUUGACAUGGGGAUCUUCCUGGCCUUCUUCGUAGUGGUAUCUCUGGUCUGCCUCAUACUGCUCAUCAAGAUCAAACUAAAACAGAGGAGAAGCCAGGUGAGGGGACACACACAGUGCUCCACCAUGUUCCCCAGAAUGCUAGUUCACAUAGGGUUAGAGAUGUUACUGUACUGUAGGCCUGGACCGGUCCAUGAGUCCGGAUUAACAUCUAAUUCACUUUGGAGAGCAGUACAGUACUAACCCUGAGGACAGGUGAAAUCUUGCCAGCACACCUGUGUGUGUGUGUGUGUGUGUGUGUUAGACAGAGAAACACACUCCAGGGGACCGCGUUUGGGAUUACCUGGCAGUGUGUGCACGCACCUGUUUCUGUUUGCGUGUGUGUGUUCCUGACGAGCGACGGUGAUGCUGAUGAACCAUGCCGACUUCCUUGAAGCAUUCAUUAAAAUAGCAGUUGACACCAGCGGCGGAUUGUCACACGUUACGAAACCUCUUUCCAGUUUAGUUCACACGGGGGCAUGCUAAGGACACUCUGUCCUCAACAUAUUGCUCUAUCUAUGUAGGCUACAUGACCAACACUGUAAACCUGUCUACCAAGACUGUACCUGUCUACCAAGACUGUACCUGUCUACCAACACCGUAAACCUGUCUACCAACACUGUAAACCUGUCUUUAUGUACCUGUUGUGUACCAUUACUCCCAGCCUGACCCUUUCUUUCCCUCCUCUCUCUUCUCCCUCUCUCCGUGUCUCCAGAGUUCUAUGAACAGGAUGGCCAUCCAGGCCCUGGAGAAGAUGGAGACCAGGAAGUUCAAGGCCAAGGUCAAAGGGCAGCGCGAGAGCAGCUGCGGGGUGUCGGAUUCGCUGAGCAGUAGCUCCACCUCCGACUGCGCUAUCUGCCUGGAGAAGUACAUCGACGGAGAGGUGCGAGAGAGAACACACACACACACACACACACACACACACAGAAUACUGUCAAUAAAAACUAGUUGUGAGAGACUUUGUUAUGUCGGAGAGUAGCAUUUGAAUUGGAGUGGUAUUUGAAAGUGGUGAGUUUAAGGCCAAACUGAUUUUGUUUCUGAAGUCACUGUAGAAAGAUGUUUCCUAGACCCUUAUCUGGGACCUUUGAAGGUUUACAGUAACUGCGUUGCUAAUCAUGGCCCAGCCUGGGGACAUCAAACGACCAACCCCAGAGCCCCUGUCCCCCAGGGGACCCAGUCAGUCAGUGAGUGUGUUAUGUGUUGUCUCGGGAAACCAGGGGAAGAAAACACACAACAAUGCAUAGUAGUGAUAUAAAAGGCUGAAUGGCAUCAAAGGGCAGUGAAGUAAGACACAAAAGAUGGGAGGGAGAGAGCCCAAAGAGGAGAUGAGUCAUGCUAGGGGGGAGAGAGAGAGGGAGAGAGGGAGGGAGAGAAGGAGAGGGGAGAGAGAGAGGGAGAGAGAGAGGAAGGGAGAGAAGGAGAGGGGGAGAGAGAGGAAGGGAGAGAAGGAGAGGGGGAGAGGGAGGAGAGAGAGGUAGGGAGAGAAGGAGAGGGGGAGAGGGAGGGAGAGGAGGGGGAGAGAGAGAGAGAGGGAGGGAGAGAAGGAGGGGGAGAGAGGGAGGGGGAGAAGGAGAGGGGCAGAGAGAGAGGGAGGGAGAGAAGGAGAGGGGUAGAGAGAGAGGGAAAGGGCGAGAGAGACUGAGGGGAAAAACUCUGUCCAAGAACGGAAUAAUAAUGAUCCUUCUUUGUGUUAGUGAGUCUUGGAAUCCCUGUGUUCUGUCUAAAGCUCUCUCUGGCUCGGCCAACAGCAUGGCGUCAGGAUUGAGAAUAAGGGUGACUGGUUUAGUUGGAGGGCUCUGCGCUGUCAUGAUGGGUAGUGUAGUCUUGGGUUUGAUUGUGAGGUUGGAUUUGUUCAGUGUAGCUGGAUACUGAUGUAUAAUGUGACACCGGUGAAGAAGAGAAACCUUCUUGCUGCUUUGCUGCCACCUGUUGGCCAUUCACCCAUCAAACGCCAAUAAUGUCCUUUACUCUCCCCCUCUCUUCUUCUUCCCCCUCUCCUGCUCUCCCCCUAUUUCCUUCUCCUCCUGUUCUUCUCCUCCUCUCCUUCCCCUCAACAGGAGCUGCGGGUCAUCCCCUGUGCCCACAGGUUCCAUAAGAAGUGUGUGGACCCUUGGCUCCUUCAGCACCACACCUGCCCUCACUGUAGACACAACAUAAUCGGUGAGUUGGUACACACUGGCAGCAUCCCAAAUGGCACUCUAUUCCCUAUGUGCCCUGGUCUAAAGUAGUGCACUAUAUAGGGAACAGGGUGCCAUUUGGGAUGCACACACUGUCGGCCUGUGGCCUGUGGCUCUCUCAUAAGAGUUUUCCUGUCAGCACUUUUGUCAGACUACACAACCCACUAAAACAGUAAAAGCAAAAUGUAAUUGACUUAAAAUACCCUUUUCAUUAAAUAAAGUAAAUAUUACAGCACAUGAAACCCUAACUGUAACAUAGCUAACCUUUGAAAGACUCUUCUUUGACUCUCUAGGUUAACCUUACUCAAACGCUCUCCUUCUCUCACACCCCUCUUCUCAGAGCAAAAGAAGGGGAACCCCGGCCCUAUCUGCAUGGAUGGCAACCCCGUCCACAGCCGGCAGCAGAGGGUAGUCCUGCCUGUCCACUACCCAGGCAGGGUGCACCGUGCUGGGCAGGUGACUACCUACCCCACCCGCACCUCCAUGGACCCCCAUGGUAACCCCAUCACAGUGCUCACUGUGGACCACCACCCAGACCCCCAGGGCCUGUACCCUCCCCAGUCUGCCCACGCCGGGGCCUUCCUCCGGGGCUACCACCCCCACACUACCAUGCACCUGGACCACUCUAUCAACCCCCACCACUGUGGCCUGGGCCUCAACCCCCCCACCUACCCCCAGCACCAGCAGUCCGGGCCCCACCAUGGAGCCUUCAAGAGGCCCAAAUUCCACGGGCGCAGCUUCUCGCGUGCUGCCUGCUACUCGCAGUACGAGACCAUGUACCAACACUACUACUUCCAGGGCCUGACCUUCCCCCAGCAGGGUGAGGGGGCUGCAGGCGGAGGGGGGGUGGCUGGGGGCGCCGGGCCCCACAAGGGCCACCACAGCAGGGCCUUCCAGGGGGGUCUGCUCUACCCCACGGUGGUCCACAUGGCCCCCGCUACCAGCUCCAGGAUAGGUGAGGCAGGGAGCGGUGCCUCGGGCCUGGGCUGUUACCAUGGCCACCGCUCUAUGUGCAGCGGUUAUCUGGCCGACUGUCCGGGCAGCGACAGCAGCAGCAACAGUUCGGGCCAGUGCCACUGUUCCUCCAGUGACUCUAUGCUGGACUGCACCGAGGUUAGCAACCAGGGGGUGUACGGCUCCUGUUCUACCUUCCGCAGCUCCCUGAGCUCUGACUACGACCCCUACGUCUACCGCAGUAAGAGCCCCUGCAGGGGGUCGCAAGGGGAGCCAGGGGCCACAUCCGCAGGGGCCUCCACCGCCUGCCCCUCCACAGCCGAGGACUCCCUAACCCCAGCUCCCUCGGGGGGCCAAGACGGCUGCAAUCUGCAGCCACAGCCUCCUCCAGGGGCCUGUGGGUUCGGCUCAGGGGACCAGCUCUCCAGCUGCGGUCUGGAGCCCAACUACAGCAGCCGCUCGUCACCGGAGCAACCCAGGGACACCAGCACCACUUGCACUACCUCAGCCUGCCCUCUAGAAGGAGCCGCGGACAGGGGGAAGGGGGGGCAGACAGGGGAGGAGAUAGGGGGGCAUCAUGGCCUGGGGGGAGCCGGAGCAGGGGCGUGUAGCUGCUGUUUCGAGGUACUCCCACCAAACAUGGAGUGCAUAGGUCAGCAGGGGCAGGACUCGGACACGGCGGGGUCUCUGGCCUCCUCGGGGCGUGGCUGUCACAGGGGGGCGGAGUUCCAUCAGCAGAGCUCCGCCUCUCAGCAUCAGCAGAACUUUUACGGCCCGGGGGAGCACCUGUUGUCUCCGUCGGAGCAGGUGAGUUACGAGGGCCUGCCCUGCUUCUUCUACAAGGAGAUGAAGGUCCACCGGGCCACAGGGGGGCGCUAUAACGAGGACUAUGCCGUGAACGUGCAGUACGCACACCACGCUGCAGACUCAGACGCCUGCUCGGGACAGGGCUGCUGUGGCGAGCUCAGCCAGAGAAUACCCAUAAUCCACGAGGACACAGACUGUGAGCCGGGCUUGGGGGCGGAGACCCAGAGCAGCCUACUGCCAGGCAGCCUGAUCACGGGGGAGGGGCAAGGGGGCGAGGGGCGGACUGGGACUCGGUUGCGGGUGGAGCCUGGUGAAGGGGGGUACUUCACUUCAGGACAGUUCAGAGGUCAAAUGUACCCCACCCAGGAGGAAGAAACCAGGGCCCUGUUCCACCCCCAGAACUCCACUAACCACGAUGCAUCGGGAAACAGUAAAGCUACAUAUGAGGGGCUUGGGGGUAUAUGA